CAGUACCCCACCACCACAUACACCGUACGGCCACCAUUCAUUUUCGUCGUUAUCGCCGUGGCGUCGGUACGCCGUCGUAGUCAUUGCAGAGCAGGAGCAGUAAUAACGCCUGGCACUUCACCCUUUCCCCCGGCUCGCCGUAAACCGUCGCUGCUGUCCGCCCGCCCAUCGUUGUGCCCGCUCAUUCGUUCGACGGUUCCCGCGCUAACUGAAUAACAACCGAAACCGAUACCGUACGUGUCCCUGUACAGUGUACGUACAUUGCGAAUUUCGAUCGAGUGCGAGUCCGCCUGCAGCCAGAUCCGUUUACCGCCUCCGUUUCCGGUCCGACGAACGUUUUUCAGUUUGUUUUGAUUUCAUACUCACAGUCACUACAAUGCAUAAAGGUACGUCCUCCAAGGGAGUGGCUGAUAACGAGUAUGAAAUUGAGUCCAUUUUAUUCGAUGAUACAUAUGGGAGCAAAACAAUGUAUCUCGUUAAAUGGAAAAAUUAUCCUAUGGACCAGUGCACCUGGGAACCAUAUCGAAAUUUAACAAACUGUUCUAACGCAUUGAAUGACUACAGAUCAAAUAAGAUAGUUGCUGCUGACAUUUAUAAAACUUCACGUUUUAAAGAGCUGUAUGAUUCACUUAAUAUUUUUGCUGAUCAAGAAUUGCUUGAAUUGUUGCACCGUGUGCUCGUGGAAGGCAUGCCAUCUAUAGAAGAUAAGUUUGUUAGGGGUACUAUUGCCUAUUUAUCAACGGUAUCGCCAAGUAGUAGGAGUACAUCAUUAACUAAAUUGAUUAGACAUAAUUUGAUGCUAAUUGAAGUUAACAGAAAAAGGCAAAAACAACUUGAAAAAUUGUCUAAAUGGCAAAAUGAAAUGGCUGCAGUUUGUGGAUUUAGUUUAUCUGUUGUAAACGAUGUAGACUUUGAAGGCCCACCCAAACGGUUUUAUUAUGUGGAUGAAUGUGUGGCGGGCGAAGGAGUUAUUAUUCCAAACGACCCUCCAGUUUGGUGCCACUGUGAUGUUACCUGUGGAGGAAAAAAACGUAAAAAAACUGAAUGUCAUUUUGGCGAUUUUCAACUUGCGUAUAAUAAAUUUAAGCGCGUUAUAGUUCCUCAAGGCACUCCUAUUUAUGAGUGUAAUAAAAAAUGUUCUUGUGACAAAACAUGUGUAAACAGAGUGGUUCAACAUGGUCCAAGUAAGAAUUUAAAACUUCAAAUAUUCCGAACUGAUAAUAAUCGCGGUUGGGGAGUCAAAACAUCAAUAAGUAUAAAGCAGGGUACGUAUAUUACCAAAUAUACUGGUGAAGUAAUCACCAAAUCAGAAGCAGAUCAGCGAGCUGUCACUCAUGGAUCAAAGUCAACAUACUUGUUUGAUCUUGACUAUAAUACUGAUAAAAAUGAUAGCGUUUAUUCUAUUGAUGCAACUACUUUUGGUAAUGUAUCACAUUUUAUAAAUCAUUCGUGUGAUUCUAAUCUGGCCAUAUUUGCUGUAUGGAUUGAUUGUUUGGAUACUAAUAUUCCAACCCUGGCAUUAUUUGCAUCUAGAGAUAUUGAUGCAGGUGAAGAGAUUACAUUCAAUUAUAUGACUUCUGUCAAUAAUGAAAGUCGGAGAAUUAAAUGUAAAUGUCAAUCUAAAAACUGCCGUGGUUACCUGUGUUAGUAUAAAUAAUUUUGUUUUCAUACUGACACUAAAUUUUUAUUGACUAAUACUUUUUUUAUUAUUUAUUCUCCAAUAGCCUUACUUAUUAUGAAAAAGUAUAAUUUUGAAUCAAUUUAAUUAAGUGUUGGGUUUGACAAAAAAGGGUAAUUUAUAUGUAUAUAAUGUAAAUAUUACUGAUUUAAAGGUGAAGACAAAACAUGAUGUCUUAAUAGUACAUCAUAAAUAUUUUUUUUCAGUUGUAUCAGAAAUUAGUUAAUUUUAUAUGUAUUUUUGAAAUUAUUAGAUAAUUAUUUCGCAGUUUAAUUUUUUUUUCACUAGUAAAUUUUUAUUUUUAAUAAAUGAAUUCAUUUAGACAGUUGAUAAGAUUUUCUAUUG
Messenger RNA from Rhopalosiphum maidis (corn leaf aphid), 2023 nucleotides. RefSeq names its product histone-lysine N-methyltransferase SUV39H2 (gene Su(var)3-9). The transcript has 3 exons. Gene Ontology annotation, molecular function: histone H3K9 methyltransferase activity; zinc ion binding; protein binding. The record is from RefSeq and is a predicted model, not a curated record. The coding region runs from base 377 to 1648 and encodes 423 amino acids. Gene Ontology annotation, cellular component: nucleus. NCBI's taxonomy places the organism in Eukaryota, Metazoa, Arthropoda, Insecta, Hemiptera, Aphididae.